Molecule: messenger RNA, 1194 nt
Organism: Aspergillus aculeatus ATCC 16872
Lineage: Eukaryota; Fungi; Ascomycota; Eurotiomycetes; Eurotiales; Aspergillaceae
Product: M24 family metallopeptidase
Exons: 1
Coding region: 1-1194 (397 amino acids)
Source: RefSeq, a predicted model, not a curated record
AUGGCAUCCCAACCACCCCGCGUGCAACGUCUCCAAAUUCAGAUGGCAGCCCUCAACCUCGACGCCAUCAUCUGCAUCCAACCCACCUCGACCUUCUACCUCUCCGGCUUCAACCCGAUCAUCUACUCCGACCCCGUCCUCAUCAUUUUCCCGCGGCAAUCCGCCCCGGUCCUUCUGGUGCACGCUCUCCGCAGCACGCACGCCAAGUCCAGCGCCUGGACGCCCACCAUCCACCUGUACGGAACCUGGGGACCAACCUCAACCCUCGCACCCACCUGGCCCGCCGCCCUGACCAUCCUCCUCAACCACUGCGACCUCCCCCCGCAUCCGACCAUCGGCAUCGAGCACGCCACCCUGCCCCCAACCCAACACACCCUCCUCCGCCACACCCUCCCCACUGCAACCCUGACCAACUGCACCCCGCUCCUCCACGCCAGCAGGGCCAUCAAAGACCCCGACGAGAUCGCCCACACACGCAUCGCAGCCACCCUCGCCGAGAAAGGGAUGGAAUCCGCCAUCGCCGCGCUCGCGCACCCCACCACCAGCGAACGGGACGCCGUCCUCGCCGCGCUGCAGAGCAUGCACGCGCACUGGGUCGCACAUUACCCCACCAUCGAGAUCUGCGAUUUCGGAUCCCCCGAGGGCGGGGUCAACAGCGGGUUGACGGCGUGGGUGCUCUCGGGUCCGCGCCAGUCGUUCGGGUGCGAUAACCCCACGUCCCGGGUCCCGCGGCCCGGGGAGAGUGUCUCGGUGUUCGUGUGGGCGGUGGCCAACGGGAUGCACGCGGAGCUGGAGCGCACGGUCUGGAUCGGGGAGGUGGGUCUUUCGCAGCGGCGGGCAAUGGGGGAUGCUCUGGAGAUCCGGACCGAGGUGCUGAGGUUCUUGAGGCCCGGUACGGCGGUGCGGGAGCUGUACCGCGCUGCUGUGCGGGGGUAUGAGGUGAGAGGGUACGGGGCGUGUAUGCCGGGGCGGAUUGGGCAUUCGGUGGGGUUGGGGCCGCAUGAGCUGUUUUUCGUCGAGGAGAAGGAGGAGAGGAUGCUGCAGGCGGGGAUGGUGGUCGCGGUGGAGGUCAAUAUUCUUGUCCCCGCGGUGGGGGGUGCGUGUGUCCAGUUGUCGGAUACGUUUCUUGUUACCGGGGAGGGGUGGGAGCGGUUGACGCGGUUUGCGGAGGGGGGUGUGAGGGUGAGGGGCUGA